UUCAUAAUGCGCGGCGCUGGGGCGCUUGCUGGGACCCGUUGGAGCUCCUUCGACCCGUUCGGACUCGCAGAUUUGUAGGCGUCUGCUUCCACUCUCGCACUUCUCCCGUCACAAGUUGACCAGCCUCCGGGAGACAUGUCCGCUCAGGGCUUGUUGAGCAGCGUUUUCUCGUGCUCGCUGAGCCCCAAAACUCUCUCCAAACGUUGCCUGCGACAGACCAGGAGUUUGGACUCGACGCUGGUGAGACAUUACGGGACCGACGCGGAGGGGACAUCGUUAAAGGUCGGUGGCCCGGUGGGCUCGAGGCGGCCCGGCGGCUUCACGGUGCAGGGUGACUUCACCUGGAACAGCGUAUCAGGACGUAACGUUGGCCUGAGGCCCGUCCCUCUGCAAAGCCUCUCGGAGUUGGAGAGGGUCCGUCUCCAGGACGUGGCCUUCAGACGAUUGCUCCGCAAUGGGGACCCGGGCUGCCAGAUCACAAUCCCUAAAUAUGGCUACAAGCACAAGAAGUUACUGAGGCGGAAGUUAGAUUCAUUAUCUAAAGAGAGGAGUAAGGACAAAGAGACGGUGCCCCGGGCGUUCGGCAUACCUCUGUCGCAGGUCAUAUCCAACGACCGCACACACAAGCAGCGGCAGGAUCCCCCGCGGGAGGAGCACGGCGAGCUGAUGCUGUCCUUCCUCAACUUCAACUACAGCUUCCGAAGGGGCAACAAGGAGCUCUCCAGCAGCAGCUCGUCCCUCAGCUCCACUUCGGAGACCCCCGGCGAGUCCCCCGCGCUCGACGCAGCCGCCCCGCGGACGCGCAGGCGGGGUGGAGUAUCCGUGGACUGCAUCACUGACCUCGACGAUAACCAGUCUCGGCUCCUGGAGGCCCUUCAGCUCUCUCUGCCGGCGGAGGCGGCCGGCAGCAGGGAGAAGCGACGUGACAAAAAGCUCAGCCUUAACCCCAUUUACAGGCAGGUGCCCAGGGUGGUGGAUCUGUGCUGCCGGCACCUGGAAAAAUACGGCCUGCAGACGGUUGGAAUCUUCCGGGUUGGAAGUUCCAAGAAGAGGGCGCGACAGCUCCGCAAGGAUUUUGACAGGGGCUGGGAGGUGCAUUUGGAUGAGGAUCAAAGCGUCCACGAUGUAGCUGCGUUGCUUAAAGAGUUCCUCAGAGACAUGCCUGACCCGCUGCUAACAAGAGAACUCUACACGGCAUUCAUCAACACAAUGUUGCUGGAGGAUUCGGACCAAGACAGCGCCAUCCAGCUCCUCAUAUUUCUGCUUCCCCCCUGUAACAGCGACACGCUGCAGCGCCUCCUCUGCCUGUUGUCCACAGUGGCCGCGCACGCUGACGACACCUUCACAAAGGACGGAGAGAGGAUCACAGGAAACAAGAUGACAUCACUCAAUCUGGCAACCAUCUUUGGACCCAACCUCUUGCACAUGCAAAAAAACUCCGACAAAGAGUUUGCCGUCCAGAGCUUUGCCCGCGCGGAGGAGAGCUCAGCCGUCAUCAGCGUGGUCCAACGGAUGAUCAACACAUGUGAUAAGCUUUUUAUGGUUCCUGCUGACAUUCAGAACGAGGUGCUCAUGAGUGUGCAAGAAACCGAUCCCGAUGUCGUGGAUUACUUGCUGCGAAAGAAGGCCUCUCAGGACUCUGAGCCGGGCCUCCUCAGUGCAGGGGAUCCCUUCUCCCCGACUGAGAGAUGCGUAUCCAAUGACUCCAUCGAAGCAUCUAGUGGAGAGGUGUCUCCGUACGAUAACAACUCUCCUGUCCUGUCCGAUCGACUGCUGUGUAAAUACCCUGAAGAUAGCAGUCUCUCCGAAAGGCACCCCAGACUUUCUGGGCAGUACAAACUCAGCAGCUGUAGUAAAGACGGAUCCGGCAGCACUUCUCCUACACUUUCUACGGAUAAAGAGGCCUCAACUGACGAUUUCUGGGACACCUGGCAUGAACUAUUCAGCAAGGACUUUACCGGCCAUCACGUUACUGGCUCCCUCGGAGACGUGUCGGAAUGCGAGUCGGAUGGAUCUUCAGAGGGGCUGAGCGGUCACCAAGGUAACAACAAGCUGCCUGUCAGACAAUCACAGACCCCAGUGGGCGUAAUGGGAAUCAGGCCACACCCCCCAGUGACUCGCAGCAGCAGUGGUCCUCACAACCAGAGAGGACAGAGACAACCCACAUCAUUACCUCAGGGGUUGAGCAGCCAAUCGGCGGUCCUCAGCUCGGACAGCCGAGCGGAAAAGACAAGGCCGCCGGCGUGUGCAUCAAUUAAGGUCAGAGCGGACGGCGCGUCUCGACCUCGCUGCUCGGGACAGCUGAGGGAGACGCACAUGUCUCAGUCCACGCCCUCCCUCUUCUCUUAUCAGAGCGACACCCAAACCCCGCAGCGGCACCAGCGAAGCCCCGUCCCCCAGGCUGUAGUUAGCGCAGACGCCUCGGGGCCUGGACCACAGAAGCGCCCUGGUACGCCGAACUGGCAGACAGAGAGGUGGCAUAUAUGGAAUAUACUGUCAAAAGAAAAUGCAGACGCUCUGCCCGAGACGUUGGUUUGACGCACCUUGUGACUGUGGUAAACAAUGUGGUCGGUCUCCUGCCACAGCAGCAGCUGCCGAAAUGCCGCUGUUUGUCAGUAUAUGCAGUAGGAGGUAAUGUGGGGUUUUUUCAGGAGCAUGUGUAAGUGUUUAUAUAUUCAUAUUGAUGUGUGUUAUCAUUACGUAAAUUAUACUUUCUUGUGAAUAAUUGAAGUUUGAGUUGCCGCCAUAAACGCAGAGAUUAUUUGAAAUACAAUCAUGAAAAUCUUCUAUUUUCACCUGACAUAAUGUCAUAUUUAGACUUGAAAGGUAUUCAUUUGAAACCAUGAAUGUUCUUAAGCUGAAUGUAACUAUAUCAAUUUUGCCUAUAUUGUCAUAUUGCUUUAAAUGUGUACCAUAUAAAGUACCAUGGCUUAUUUUAACAUUUAGUUUUAUUAUCAAAUCCAAUUAUAAACUACUUGUAGAAAUGCUGCAGAAUUAGCAUUUGAGAUUCUGUAUAUCUUCCAAAGUUUUGACACAAAGUCUACAUGUGUAAAGUUGGCUGCAUGAAGUUUAUUUCUGUGGUAGGGCAUGAGACAAUCUUAUUGUAACAUAAUGGGAUAAGUGAUUGCAAAGUGGUGGAGGCCAGGACAUACAUGUUAUGUACCAAUUUGUCUAAUAUACUUUGGAAUUCAGUGAGGCCAUCUCCUCCCUUCAGGGUUAGUUUUUGUAAUCUUUUUGCCCAUUGCCAUGUAAUUACCCAUAUCAUUUAAGCUGAUCUCAAAUCGUCCACAGUCACAAGUAACAAAUAUAAUCAACAAUGUAGGAAAGGAUGUAAAGGUAAUUAGGUGCAUAUUGAAUUCCUAUAACAACUGUGUUUUCUGGUGAAUGGGAACAAAAGAAUUUGACCUUUUCACAUAGAAUCUAAAAUAGAAAUGUUCAAGCCAAUGUUUACUCACGUAAAACCACAUUUUUACAAUCAAACACUUGAAAUAAUGAAGGCACUUGCAAACGUUCUUCUGGCGUCAAGUCAUAAAACAUUGAAACAAUUACCUGAAAUGGCCACAGGAGGGAAGUAUGACACCAGGAAAUGUUUUUCAAUUUCCUUUUGCUUCCCAAAUUGUAAUCGUGUGCAAUGUGUGUACGCAGUGGGUUUUAAUGACUCAUUGCACACUUUAAAGCUAUUGAUUCAGUUUCUUUCUUAGUAGGCGCUAUGAUAGGGAUGUUGGGGAUUCCAUGUGUUAUGGAUGAUUGCUUUCUACGUAAAGAUCUUUUACUCUUGUCUUCUAUGGCCGUCACUAGUGAGUUACCUUUUCUUUUAUCAACAAUAACCCUGCUCUACACGAAUAAAGACGAUAACAAUAACAUUUAACAUUGGGUAAACAUUUUAUACUACUGGAAUUGCCAGAAGUGCCCACAUAAGUGUGCAAUUAUGCAGGAAAUGACUACUAUUGAAAUCUGGCACAGAUUGCAAGUGGCGUAUAACAAUCUGAGAAGGCCGUUUUGAGGAUACGACAGUAUGCUUAUUUGCCCUAAAGUGUUGGAAACGAUUGAAUUCAAGUCAUUGCGUUUAUACAUUUGUGUUUUAAACCAAGUUUACUCCCAAUCCGUUUUCACAAUAAUCAUGCCCCUCCUUGAUAAUAAACACUUCUCUUGUUAAGAAAAGCUUUGGAGAUUUUCCUCAGCAACGAGGCACGUGGCUAAACCUCCUUGGCCCUGUCUGGCUGCACAUGUGUGCGCCAAGCUGCAUUUGGCCGGCACACAAUCCCGUUGUGACCGAGGAGACAGAACGGGCCGUCUGGUUGUGUUUUACAGAAUACGUGACGGUUACUUGCCCCCUCUGCAUCUGCACUGCAAAUGUUGCAGUUUGCAUUCACUAUAACCACUGAAAGUAGCGCACACCAACAGGCUGAUCAUUCAGCAAAGAAACAGCCCGGAGAUGAUUAUUCCCU
Messenger RNA from Pungitius pungitius (ninespine stickleback), 4448 nucleotides. RefSeq names its product rho GTPase-activating protein 6-like. The coding region runs from base 136 to 2538 and encodes 800 amino acids. Gene Ontology annotation, biological process: signal transduction. The record is from RefSeq and is a predicted model, not a curated record. The transcript has 13 exons. NCBI's taxonomy places the organism in Eukaryota, Metazoa, Chordata, Actinopteri, Perciformes, Gasterosteidae.